Molecule: messenger RNA, 3508 nt
Organism: Leptidea sinapis
Lineage: Eukaryota; Metazoa; Arthropoda; Insecta; Lepidoptera; Pieridae
Product: leucine-rich melanocyte differentiation-associated protein-like
Exons: 6
Coding region: 116-904 (262 amino acids)
Molecular function (GO): protein binding
Source: RefSeq, a predicted model, not a curated record
AACUUCGAAUCGUACACACAAAUACAAUGUUAAAACUAUCUGCAUAGUGCUUUAUUUACGUAUAUUGUAAUCAAUUGGAACUUCUGUUUAGUGCAUCCAUCAGGAAAUUGAGAAAAUGGAAAGUGAAAUAACUUCAUCGAAUAUUCUUUCAACAGCAAUACAAGAGGACGAGGGAAUUAUUGCUUUGGAUGUCUCUAGUAAUGUCCUAGUAGAUUCUGUUACAGCAAUGCCUCAAACAGCUAUAGCACCUGAGUUGAUUAUUUCUGAUGUCACCAAUAAUGAUGAUGAAGAGCCAACAAAGCUUACUCUAGCAUAUGAAAGGUUAAAUGAAAUCCCAAGAACAAUUGUUGAAAAGUUUUCAAAUUACAUACAGUAUUUAGAUAUAAGUCACAAUAAAAUUACCAAUUUGGAUCCAAUAGUACACUUCAAACAUUUAACAUCUUUGAUAGCUGAUGACAAUCUGAUCAAUGAGAAUUGUAUUUUGCCACCGAUGCCCAAAUUACAAUUAAUAUGGUUAAAUUAUUGUAAAAUCGCUUCACUUUAUCCUUGGGUGGGUAAGUUAAAGGAGUCAUGUCCGAACCUACAGUAUUUAUCACUGAUGGGGAACCCGGCAGCACCAAGCUAUUUUAAUGGAGGGACGUUUUACGAAUAUCUCCAGUACAGACUGUUCGUGAUAUCGCAGUUCCCAUCCCUCUACCACCUCGAUGACAGAAAGGUCACAGAUGAUCAGAGGGAUGAAUCACACAGACUGUACAAGAGGCCGCUCCUGGAGAGAAUUACUCGGCCCAGCUCCGGCGGGGUUCCCAGCAUCAUGAACACUUCUAUUACGUGGAGCUCGUUCCAAAAUAAACUGGCGUCUCUUUGGAGUCGAGACAAACAGAGCAAUAGGAAUCUGUUGAUAUAAUAUCUACAAACUUACGAAAUCAAGGCUCGAAUGAUAGAAACUUUAGAGAGGACUUGAUGACUAUGCAUACAUAAUAUCUUACAUCUUAUCAUAUCUAUACCAGAUUGAUAUUAUUGCUUAUAUCAUUCAAAUUCAAAUAUUUUUAUUCAAAAUAGGAUAAUAAAACACUUUAUUAAAGUCAAAAACUACCACCCAUUCCAAAAGGUAUGCCUCAGACCUGAGAAGAAUGGGCGCAACGAACACAUCGGGCUUCUUUUUUAUAUAAAAAUAUGGUUACAAUGUUAAAUCGUACAAUAGUAUGUAUUAUUUAAUAGCCUGAGGGCAGUUGCUCUAUUCCCAAGUCAUUUAUGCUAUUUUACCUUUACCACAAAAACGUUUCUUAACAAUUCUUUUGAAUUUCGUAAUACUUUUGUUUUAAAAUAAAAAAUAAAAAAAAAUAAAAUUCAUUUAAUUCAGACUUUAUUUGAUUGUUUUGAACAUCUUCUGGGAUCUUGUUGUAUAAGCAUAUAUACAUCGCCCCACAAAAGACUUACUUACUCGACUUAGCCUAGUAGUAGGCAUAAUAAGUUUUAUGUCUGUUCCUGGUGUUAACAUUAUGAUUAUGACAGUUGCUAGUGCAAAUUUACUUAUGUGCCUAUGAACAUACAUUAUAUUAUCGAGAUUAUAUUGAGAAGCAACAGUCAAAAUGUUUAUUUCUCUAAAUAUUUGAAUGAUUCUUUAGGACCUAAGGUUAUAAAUAGCAUUGCAAUCAAUAUUGAUUUCUGUUCUCAAUCUACACAGAUGCGAUUUUAUAGUAAUAUUAUUGUAAUAAAGACUUUAAUUAAUUGUUACGGGACAUUAUUUGUAUAUAUAAUUUAUACACGCUAAACAUACAUUUCUGCAUAUCGCAUACCUGAAAUAUUUACUUGUGUAUACGCAAUUAUUGCAUUUUAAUUAUAUGAACUUGAAAAAUACUUACAGUGAUUUAAAAAUAUUUUUGUUUAAAUACUAGCUGACCCGACAGACGUAGUUCUGUUCAUUAUAAAAAAAAAAAAAAAAAUUUCGUAAAUUAGCUGACUGAUUAUUUCUUACAAAUUUCAAGUCUCUCUCGGCUUUAUGGUUCGGGAGAUAUUGUGAUGAGUCGAUACAUAGGUGGAAAUCUCUUUUAUUUAUUAAACAUCAACAAUGAAAGAAUCAAAGAAAAUUGUUUUGUUCAAAAACAACUUGUCAAUGUAAUGCCAAAUAAUGUAUAAUCCCACUUGUUACGUUUCAUUUAUUUUAUCAAAUAAAUCCACUUAUCACUUCUAGUAUAGCCAUAAAGAUACUUUUAUAACAGUUGCAUUUUAUCGCAGCGAUAUUGCGAUAAUACAUUCCUUGUAGUAAAAUAGAAGUAUUUUAUUAUUAUAGUAAAUCACUUCUACAUCGAUAUUGAGUAAAACAAACUGACCAAUGUACAUUAAUGUCACUAAGCCUUAACCAAUCAGCGUACUGUCAAAAUAUUGACGUUUAAGAAUCAACCAAUCAGCAUGUGACAUAUCAUGUCAUACAUUCAGCAAUUUUAUUUUAUGUAGUUGAGAAUACAAUAUAUUGAUAUUUAACUAUUGUUAUAAAAAAAAAUAACAUAAAAACAACCGACUUCAAAAGCACUAUUCCAAAACAAUAGAUAUACUACCUAUGCACUAAAAAGUAUAAAAUAAAUUGCGUAUGUUUAUACAAUCUAAUUACAUAAUCUAAUUCUAGUAACCAUUAUUGUUAUCUUAGGAAUCGGUGUCCCUUCCGCCGCGGCCCCGCUCUCGCCUCUCGCCUCCUCACAUCGCACGUGUGACUCAAGCACUUCUCACCUAUAACUAUGUAUGUAGUUACAAACCUACAUUGGCUGACACCGACUCCAAAAAUAACAAUAAUCGUUACUAGAAUUAGAUUAAUUAAUUAGAUUGUAUAAACAUAGAAUUAUCAAAAUCGGUUAUGCCAGUCGCAAGUUCUUAGGUAACAAACGUAAAAAAAACAUACCGACUAAUAAUUGAAAACCUCCUCCUUUUUUGAAGUCGGUUAAAAAUACUGAUAUAUAAAUGACCAAUAAAUGUUGUAAGGAACCUAUGGAACUUAUUUUUCCAGCUUUACUCUGAGUAUCGAUUUUACAUUUUUUUAUAUAGGUAGGUUAAUUAGAGGAGCAAAUAGUCAAGCGGCUGAUCUGAAAUAUUACUUAAUAAUCUCCAUUUCAGGAUUGCGGUUGAAUAAAAAUUCGGCCGUAAGACGUGAACCAAAUAUUGUCAGUGUACUUAGAUCAUUAAUAUAAAGACUAUGACAGCUGUGAAAACAUCGAAAAAAAAAUUGAGUUAAGAAUUAAGGUCUAUUUUGAGCAAUUCACGCACACUAAAGUAUUAUUAGUGGUCUUUUUUUAUCGGUUGUCUUACAGCAAGAGACUCUAUCUAGACGUUUAAUUAUUAAAGUAAAGUAAGCUCUCUGUCGACUAUUGCGAUAUGUUAUAAUGUGUUUCAUAAUAUUUUAAUUACGUUGGUUACUCUUAUACAUGUUAAGUACCUCAUUGUAAUAUCACUGUAAUCUGUUUAUCAUAGUACCUACCUAUUAUAAAUAUUCAAUUUUGAAAAUAUAUGUAUAUUUAAA